UUUGACGACCCAAGCCUGACUAACUAUUCAAGAUGCUUCGGAACGGUCUCUACAGGGCUUUGUGCAAACACGGACGAUUUGCUUGAGCGCACUCGUUGAAACAGCCGCCGCAUUUGAGUGAAGAUGACCGCACAGAUGGCAGCUACGAAGGUCCCGGAGACACGUGACAUAACCAGGAUAGAGAGAAUUGGAGCUCACUCACACAUCCGGGGUCUUGGAAUAGAUGAUGCACUGGAGCCAAGACAGGUGUCUCAGGGAAUGGUUGGGCAGUUGGCAGCCAGGCGAGCAGCUGGUCUGAUUCUGGAGAUGAUCAGAGAUGGACAUAUUGCAGGGCGUGCCGCUCUCAUUGCCGGACAGCCUGGAACAGGAAAGACUGCCAUUGCUAUGGGUAUCGCCCAAUCUCUUGGCCCAGACACUCCCUUCACCUCCCUGGCUGGGAGCGAGAUCUUUUCUCUGGAAAUGAGCAAGACCGAGGCUCUCACUCAGGCUUUCCGCAAAGCAAUCGGAGUCCGAAUCAAGGAGGAGACUGAAAUCAUUGAGGGAGAAGUGGUCGAGAUCCAGAUUGACAGACCAGCCACAGGGACUGGGGCCAAGGUGGGCAAACUCACUCUGAAGACCACAGAGAUGGAGACGAUUUAUGACCUUGGCAGCAAAAUGAUCGAGAGUCUGACUAAGGAGCGUGUCACGGCUGGAGAUGUCAUCACCAUUGACAAAGCCACAGGGAAAAUCAGCAAACUGGGACGUUCUUUCACCAGAGCUAGAGACUACGAUGCCAUGAGUGCUCAGACGCAGUUUGUCCAAUGCCCAGAGGGGGAGCUGCAGAAGCGAAAGGAAGUGGUCCACACAGUGUCCCUGCAUGAAAUCGACGUCAUCAACAGCCGCACGCAGGGCUUUCUCGCCCUCUUCUCAGGUGACACAGGUGAGAUCAAGUCUGAGGUGCGGGAGCAGAUCAACGCCAAGGUGUCUGAGUGGAGGGAGGAGGGGAAGGCGGAGAUGAUCCCAGGGGUGCUCUUCAUAGAUGAGGUCCACAUGCUGGAUAUGGAGUGCUUCUCCUUCCUGAACCGCGCCCUGGAGACGGACCUCUCCCCCGUGCUCAUCAUGGCCACGAACAGAGGCAUCACACGUAUUCGCGGCACAAACUACCAGAGUCCUCACGGGAUCCCCAUCGACCUGCUAGACAGACUGCUGAUCAUCGCCACCUCUCCUUACACUGAGAAAGAGACUCGGCAGAUCCUCAAGAUCAGGUGUGAGGAGGAGGAUGUGGAGCUGAGCGAGGAGGCUCACACCGUCCUGACACGCAUCGGAAUGGAGACGUCGCUGCGCUACGCCAUCCAGCUCAUCUCCACCGCCGGCCUCGUCUGCCGCAAGCGCAAGGGCACUGAGGUGCAGGUGGAGGACAUCAAGCGCGUGUACUCUCUGUUCCUGGACGAGGCGCGCUCCUCCCAGUACAUGAAGGAGUACCAGGACUCGUUCCUCUUCAACGAAACACAAUCUGCCCAGAUGGAGACCUCGUAAUGACCCCAAUGUUACGGCCCCUUUUGUGUUGUCUGUCUGUGUCCUAAGUUUUGCCUUGUUUUCCUUAUGAAUGUUGCUGUAUUUUCUUUUUUUUUUUUUUAAAUGAACUUGUUUUUUUAUGAAAGCUAGUGGAGUGUACUGCUCUCAGUCUGUGCAUCACCGAGGUCCUGUGAUCUUUGUUGCUUUGGUUUUCUGAGGAGGAAUCUUUGCAGUGACGGCAAUGUUGAGAGAGCUGCAAUGUGGCAAUUAACCAACAUGCAAUUCUUGGUAAUGCUGUUGUAUUCCACUAUGGUAAUAUUCCAAACAUUGUAAUUAAGAGCUGAAUAAUGCCAUAUUGUUGCUCUCCGACUAGUAAUUCAGGUAACAAUAUCUGCAAUGAAAAUAAAAUAACAAUGUUACGACCUUA
Messenger RNA from Sardina pilchardus (European sardine), 1921 nucleotides. It is a transcript of the gene ruvbl2, whose product is annotated as RuvB-like AAA ATPase 2. Gene Ontology annotation, biological process: box C/D snoRNP assembly; regulation of transcription by RNA polymerase II; chromatin remodeling. Lineage: Eukaryota; Metazoa; Chordata; Actinopteri; Clupeiformes; Clupeidae. The record is from RefSeq and is a predicted model, not a curated record. Gene Ontology annotation, molecular function: ATP hydrolysis activity; ATP binding; DNA helicase activity. Gene Ontology annotation, cellular component: R2TP complex; NuA4 histone acetyltransferase complex; Ino80 complex. The coding region runs from base 124 to 1515 and encodes 463 amino acids. The transcript has 15 exons.